UUUAAAAUAGUGUGGCAGGAAGACAUACAAGACACACCUGCUGAAUCUCACAGUAUCUGUACCACAAUCUGAAAGCCAACAUGAAGCUGACAAUCGUACUCUGUGCUUCGAUGAUUCUUUGCCUGUCUGUUGCUCUGGCUGAGGAUGCUGCGCCAGAGCCCAGAGAGGCAAACUGUGCUCAAUACCUAAGUGAUGCAUGCUCACGGGAAUACAACCCUGUGUGCGGAGACGAUGGCCACACAUACAGCACAGAGUGCAUGCUCUGCCAUGAGAACAAGGAGAAGAGGCAGCAUGUCCGUGUCAUGUACAACGGGCCAUGCAAGGCUGAAUAAGCAUCUGUCUCCUGAUGGUCAGCAAUGGUGAAGGCCAUAACUGCAAAUGCUUGCUACAAUACUUACAUUUUCUGGAAAUUACUAAGCAUCUCUCUCUCAGUUCAAGUCCUCUCCUGUCUUCCAAAGUCCUCUGCUUUUCGAUAUAGCUCUGUAACCUCAUUAGGCAUGUCAAAUAGGACAUGUAUUGUAAUGUGCAAUAAAGUUACUUAGCACUUCAA
Sardina pilchardus (European sardine) is the source of this 550-nucleotide messenger RNA. RefSeq lists its product as uncharacterized. The record is from RefSeq and is a predicted model, not a curated record. The transcript has 4 exons. Lineage: Eukaryota; Metazoa; Chordata; Actinopteri; Clupeiformes; Clupeidae. Gene Ontology annotation, molecular function: serine-type endopeptidase inhibitor activity; protein binding. The coding region runs from base 81 to 332 and encodes 83 amino acids.